AUGGCGAAAAAAGCUAUCGAUUCAAGAAUCCCUUCACUGAUCAGAAAUGGUGUUCAAACCAAACAAAGAUCAUUCUUUGUCAUUGUUGGGGACAGGGCACGUAACCAGUUACCAAAUUUACAUUAUUUGAUGAUGAGUGCUGACCUGAAAAUGAACAAAUCCGUAUUGUGGGCCUACAAGAAGAAGCUUUUAGGUUUCACUUCGCACAGAAAGAAAAGAGAAAAUAAGAUCAAGAAAGAAAUCAAAAGAGGUACAAGAGAAGCGAAUGAAAUGGACCCCUUUGAAUCCUUUAUUUCUAACCAGAACAUUAGAUAUGUUUACUACAAAGAAAGUGAAAAAAUCUUAGGUAAUACUUAUGGUAUGUGUAUCUUACAAGACUUCGAGGCGUUAACUCCAAAUCUUCUAGCAAGAACCAUUGAAACCGUCGAAGGUGGUGGUAUCGUGGUGAUCCUAUUGAAAUCCAUGUCCUCCCUGAAGCAAUUAUACACGAUGACUAUGGAUGUUCACUCCCGCUAUCGUACUGAAGCUCAUGGUGACGUUGUAGCGAGAUUUAAUGAAAGAUUCAUACUAUCUUUAGGUUCAAAUCCCAACUGUUUAGUCGUCGAUGACGAAUUGAAUGUGUUGCCAUUAUCAGGUGCUAAGAACGUUAAGCCAUUGCCUCCCAAGGACGAUGGUGAGUUAUCACCCAAACAGCUAGAACUGCAAGAACUAAAGGAGUCUUUAGAAGACGUCCAACCAGCUGGUUCUUUAGUCGCUUUAUCCAAAACCGUAAAUCAAGCUCACGCUAUCCUGUCUUUCAUAGACGCAAUUUCUGAAAAGACUUUGAAUUUCACAGUCGCAUUAACCGCUGGAAGAGGUAGAGGUAAAUCUGCCGCUUUGGGUGUUUCCAUUGCUGCUGCUGUCUCUCACGGUUACUCGAACAUUUUUGUUACUUCUCCAUCUCCUGAGAAUUUGAGAACAUUAUUCGAAUUUAUAUUUAAAGGUUUUGAUGCGUUGGGGUAUCAAGAACAUAUCGAUUACGAUAUCAUUCAAUCUACCAAUCCAGACUUUAACAAAGCUAUCGUUAGAGUUGAUAUCAAAAGAGACCAUAGACAAACUAUUCAAUAUAUUAUUCCUCAAGAUUACCAAGUUUUGGGUCAAGCUGAACUAGUUGUUAUCGAUGAAGCGGCAGCAAUUCCGUUACYAAUUGUCAAGAACCUAUUGGGUCCAUAUCUAGUUUUUAUGGCAUCUACUAUCAAUGGUUAUGAGGGUACUGGUAGAUCUUUAUCUCUGAAGUUGAUCCAACAGUUGCGUAAUCAAAACAACACAUCUGGUCGCGAAAGUUCUCAAACAGCCGUUGUUUCUAGAAAUAAUAAAGAAAAAGACUCUCACCUUCAUGCUCAAUCGCGUCAACUACGUGAAAUCUCAUUGGAUGAACCAAUCAGAUAUGCUCCUGGCGAUCCGAUCGAAAAAUGGUUGAACAAAUUGUUGUGUUUGGACGUUACCUUGAUUAAAAACCCAAGAUUUGCAGCAAGAGGGACUCCCCAUCCAUCUCAGUGUAAUCUGUUUGUUGUAAACAGGGACACUUUAUUUUCUUACCAUCCGGUUUCAGAAAAUUUCCUAGAAAAAAUGAUGGCAUUAUACGUUUCAUCCCACUAUAAAAACUCUCCAAAUGAUUUGCAAUUAAUGAGUGAUGCUCCAGCACACCAACUGUUCGUCCUUUUACCACCAAUUGAUCCAAAAGAUGGUGGUAGAAUCCCAGAUCCACUAUGUGUUGUUCAAAUUGCACUAGAAGGUGAAAUUAGUAAACAGAGUGUCAGAAAUUCAUUAUCUAGAGGCCAAAGAGCCGGUGGUGAUUUGAUUCCUUGGUUGAUUUCUCAACAAUUCCAAGACGAGGAAUUUGCUAGUUUGAGUGGUGCACGUAUUGUUAGAAUUGCUACAAAUCCCGAAUAUGCAUCUAUGGGAUAUGGUUCCCGUGCGAUUGAAUUAUUAAGAGAUUACUUCGAAGGAAAAUUCACAGACAUGUCAGAAGAUGCUCGUCCUAAGGAUUUCUCUAUCAAAAGAGUAAGUGACAAAGAACUGGCCAAAAGUACCUUACUGAAAGACGAUGUUAAAUUAAGAGAUGCAAAGUCCCUACCACCUUUACUUUUGAAACUUUCUGAACUGCCUCCUCAUUAUCUACAUUACUUGGGUGUUUCGUACGGUUUAACACAAUCAUUGCAUAAAUUCUGGAAGAAUAAUAAAUUUAUUCCUGUGUAUUUACGCCAGACUGCGAACGACCUAACUGGGGAACAUACCUGCGUUAUGUUGAAUGUUUUGGAAGGAAGGGAACCAAACUGGCUUGUGGAAUUUGCCAAAGAUUUCCGUAAAAGAUUCUUGUCGCUUCUUUCUUACGAUUUCCACAAAUUCACUGCCGUCCAGGCUUUAAGUGUUAUUGAAAGUAGUAAGAAAGCGCAGAGUUUGUCUGAUGACGAAAGGUUUGAGACCAAAGAACUGACACGCUUACAAAUGGACGACAUUUUCUCUCCAUUUGAUUUGAAAAGAUUGGACAGCUACUCCAACAAUUUACUAGAUUAUCACGUCAUUGUUGAUAUGAUACCUAUGCUUGCGCUUCUAUAUUUUGGUGGUAAAAUGGGUGAUUCAGUAAAUUUGUCUAGCGUACAAAGUGCCAUUUUGUUGGCCAUUGGGCUGCAACGUAAAAACAUCGAUCUAAUUGCUAAGGAAUUGAACUUACCUGCCAAUCAGACUAUUGCUAUGUUUGCGAAGAUUAUGAGAAAAAUGUCACAAUAUUUCCGUCAACUGUUGAGCCAAGCUAUCGAAGAAACUUUACCAGUGGUCAGAGACGAAAACAUAGCCGAAAUGGAUGGUGAAGAAAUCAAGAAGUACAACGCUGCUGAAGCAUUAGACCAAAUGGAAGAUGAUUUAGAGGAAGCCGGCUCCGAAGCCGUUCAAGCUAUGAGAGAAAAGCAAAAAGAAUUGAUCAACUCUUUGAAUUUAGACAAGUAUGCCAUCAACGAUAACAGCGAGGAAUGGACCGAGUCUCAAAAGUCCUUAGAGAAAGCUGCCAAAGCCAAAGGUGUUGUUAGUGUAAAAACUGGUAAGAAGAGAACCACUGAAAAAUCUGAAGAUAUCUAUAGACAAGAAAUGAAAGCUAURAAAAAGCCAAGAAAAUCCAAGAAAGGCGGAAAUUGA
Saccharomyces eubayanus is the source of this 3171-nucleotide messenger RNA. It is a transcript of the gene KRE33, whose product is annotated as ribosome biosynthesis protein KRE33. The record is from RefSeq and is a predicted model, not a curated record. NCBI's taxonomy places the organism in Eukaryota, Fungi, Ascomycota, Saccharomycetes, Saccharomycetales, Saccharomycetaceae. Bases 1 to 3171 code for a protein of 1056 amino acids. Gene Ontology annotation, cellular component: nucleolus; 90S preribosome. Gene Ontology annotation, biological process: rRNA acetylation involved in maturation of SSU-rRNA. The transcript has a single exon. Gene Ontology annotation, molecular function: 18S rRNA cytidine N-acetyltransferase activity; ATP binding; tRNA binding.